Caenorhabditis auriculariae is the source of this 1112-nucleotide messenger RNA. NCBI's taxonomy places the organism in Eukaryota, Metazoa, Nematoda, Chromadorea, Rhabditida, Rhabditidae. The record is from the annotation of a GenBank genome assembly.
AUGCAAGCACGCCGCACACUGCGACGAGAAAGUUCAGAAAUAUUUUAUACAGUAAAAUUUUGUAAAAAAAAAGCAACUUCCUAUAAUUUUCCAAUUACAACCGAAGAUUUAUGAUGUAUUUUCAAGUUUAAGAAUUUUGAAAAAAACUUCACAAGUCAAAGCUUUCAGCCGCUCUCACAUUCACGCUUCUCGGCGACUUGGUGGAGAAAAUUGGAAGAAACAUAAUUCUAAUAAUCGGAACCGCAAUUCACUUGUUCUGUUUUGCUUUCAUAUAUUUUCUUUUACCGGCGGAUGCUCCUCUGGGUUCAACUUCGAGUUCAGACACUUUCAUCACUCCCAGGUUUUUUUUGCCACGAUUUAACACAGUUAUUGAUAGUUUUCAGCGUCGUUUUCGUUGUUGGAAUCGGCUUCUUGUUGGGAGUUGUCCACGUAGUUUGGUUCCAACAGAUCACAGCCUUGAUUUGUAACGCUUAUCCACAUCAGGAGACUGAAGCUUUUGCUCUGAGCCGCUUUAUGCAGGUGAUUUUUGAGAGUUGAGUUACUCCGCCUUGUAGAGCUUAACUGUUAAGCCUUAACAUGUUGAAAGGUCUACUUGAAACUCCCCAGGUUAAAAAAAAAAUUUAAAAAAUCAAUCUAAAGACUUUUUAUUUCUUUUCUCUCAUUUUCUCUCGGUUUUCUUUUCUUGCGCAACUCUCAUAUCACUCAGCGACGCCAAAGCUUUCGAUUUUGAUCGAUUUUUUAAUUUUUGGACAUGAAAUUUUGUCUUGGUGAAAAAACAUAUUGAGUUAAGCAGCUUUAUGCUUUGGCCAUCCUGGCGCAACGAUGAAAAUUUCCCCGUUUUUCUUAAAAAUAAUGAAUUUCGUAGAUUUUCAAGUUAAUUUUCGUUGACGAAAAGUUCUAAAAAUGACAUUGAUAGCUCGAAACUCAUAUUUUACUACAUUUAAGUUCAGGCAGCAAUGACGUGUGGUGUUAUUUCUUACGCGUCGCUUGUGACGCUACCGUAUCAGAUGACGAUCGCCGCCGUCUUCAGCGUUGCCGCCUGUUUCUCCUACAUUUUGUCCGCAAAGAACCAAAGACAAAAAGUCGGACAAACAUCAAUCUUCUCCCACUAA